AUGGUAAUCGGGCCAGAGGCUGCAAGAGAGCUCGCAAAUUACCCCCGCCGCUUCGACUGUUCAGGCGCCUGCUCUAACUGUACGCGUCAGAGCUUCGAGCACUUCAAGGAACACGACUGCACUUGUGCCUUCGGCUACAUCGCCUGUCAAAGCUACGAACGCGGCAUCACCUAUCUCCAUGAAGAGGAAAUACAAACUGUUUCGCGCGCGGCCGGUGUGGAUGUAAAAAUGGAGGAACUUUUACGCCAGAUACCGGAGCUCGGCGAGAAACACAAACUCGUCAAGUACUGCUUGCACGCGUGCUACGAUACACCGGAAGACGACAUAGCACCCAACCACCACAAAGACUAA
Messenger RNA from Gregarina niphandrodes, 351 nucleotides. RefSeq lists its product as hypothetical. The record is from RefSeq and is a predicted model, not a curated record. The transcript has a single exon. Bases 1 to 351 code for a protein of 116 amino acids. Lineage: Eukaryota; Apicomplexa; Conoidasida; Eugregarinorida; Gregarinidae.